Messenger RNA from Ctenopharyngodon idella (grass carp), 2662 nucleotides. It is a transcript of the gene tpp1, whose product is annotated as tripeptidyl peptidase I. Bases 44 to 1798 code for a protein of 584 amino acids. NCBI's taxonomy places the organism in Eukaryota, Metazoa, Chordata, Actinopteri, Cypriniformes, Xenocyprididae. The transcript has 13 exons. Gene Ontology annotation, molecular function: serine-type endopeptidase activity; tripeptidyl-peptidase activity. Gene Ontology annotation, biological process: central nervous system development; proteolysis. The record is from RefSeq and is a predicted model, not a curated record.
UCAAUCAAAAUAAAAGAUCAGCUGAUGGUCACGUGACUAUCACAUGAUCAGCACAUUUGGACACAGGCAUUGGUGUGGUGGUGUUUUUCAGAAUCAGACAUCAAGGUGCAUGAACGCGAAAACAAUGCGGAUUGCUGUUUUUAUGCUGAGCUUAACUUGGCUGGUCAAUGGGGAGCUGCUUGAAGCUGACCAGGAUGCUUCUGUGCCUGAGGACUGGAUUCUAGUUGAACGGGUUGGACCUUUGGAGGAAGUGGAACUUACGUUUGCACUAAAGCAGCAGAAUGUUAACCAGAUGGAAGAGUUACUGAAACUAGUGUCGGACCCAGAUUCGCAUCAAUAUGGGAAGUAUCUGAGUUUGGAAGAAGUAGCUGAUCUUGUACAGCCAUCCCAGCUGACCGAGAAAGUAGUGCAGAAUUGGCUCCAGAGUCAUGGGGUCAAAAACUGUCACACAGUUGUAACACGAGACUUUCUUCAGUGUGUCAUGACUGUACAGGUGGCUGAAGCAUUACUCCCCGGCUCUAAAUUUCACCGCUACAGAAGAGAUUCACAAACUCUGUUGAGGUCAACAUCUCUAUACUCCGUUCAUGAAGAUGUGCAUCAGCAUCUAGACUUUGUGGGUGGUGUUCACCGUUUUCCACCAAAAGGAAAGGAAAUCAGUAAAGGCUGGGAAGGAGCAAGACAAUCAGCAUUAGGCUUUCACUUGGGUGUCACCCCCUCAGUCAUUAGGAGUCGUUACAACCUUACAGCAAAAGAUGUGGGCACUGCCACUAACAAUAGUCAGGCAGUGGCACAGUUCUUGGAGCAGUACUACCACCCCGCUGACUUGGCUGAGUUUAUGAGUCUGUUUGCUGGAGGAUUCACGCACAUGUCAGCUGUUGAGCGGGUCGUGGGCACUCAGGGAGGUGGGAAAGCCGGCAUUGAGGCCAGUCUGGAUGUGGAGUACAUCAUGAGCAGUGGAGCAAACAUUUCUACGUGGGUCUUCACAAAUCCAGGUCGUCAUGAGUCCCAGGAGCCGUUCCUUCAGUGGAUGCUGCUGCUCAGCAACAUGUCUGCGGUUCCUUGGGUCCACACCAUCAGCUAUGGAGAUGAUGAGGACAGUCUUUCUGAUGCCUAUAUGAACCGCAUCAACAAUGAGUUCAUGAAGGCUGGCCUCAGAGGGAUAUCAAUGCUCUUUGCGUCCGGUGACAGUGGAGCAGGCUGUAGACAUUUGACCAAGGAAAGAAAUACUUUUAGGCCAAGUUUUCCUGCUUCCAGUCCCUAUGUGACCACUGUGGGUGGAACUUCUUUCCAGAACCCCUUCAAACUCAGCUAUGAGGUCACUGAUUACAUCAGUGGAGGUGGCUUCAGCAAUGUGUUUGCAAUGCCAGAUUAUCAGGUUGGUGCUGUUGGAAAGUAUUUGAAGAGUGUUCAGCCUCUGCCUCCUCAGACAUAUUUCAACAACACUGGAAGAGCUUACCCAGACUUGGCAGCACUGUCUGACAACUACUGGGUAGUCACCAACCGUGUGCCUGUACCAUGGGUUUCUGGAACUUCGGCAUCAACCCCAGUAGUGGGUGGAAUUCUCUCACUCAUAAAUGACAAGCGCUUCCUGAAGGGCCUUCCUUCCUUAGGAUUCAUCAACCCUCGCCUUUACAAACUGCAAGGCAAAGGUCUUUAUGAUGUGACAGAGGGAUGUCAUCUGAGUUGUCUGGAUGAUAAAGUUGAAGGGAAAGGGUUCUGUGCCUCUCCUUCAUGGGAUCCAGUAACAGGAUGGGGAACACCUAACUAUCCUGUUCUUCUUGCAUCGCUCAUGGAUUGAGCUGCUGCUGCUGCUGCUUUUUAUUCCGAGAAACGCACCGAUAAUGGUUUUUCAUUAUUUUGCUGAAGCCUUUAAAUGACAAUGCAUUAUAUAAUCAUAUCAAGAUUUCAUAGAUGUCAAUCAUCUAAGAAUCAUUCUCACAAAGUCGUUUCAAUGUAAACUGAACCUUUUGAUGCCUGGUUGUUUAACCUGUCCAACAGGUCGUAUCGCUUCAGUUCUUUCAGAUGAGGUUGAUUUGUCCCAGAUGAGUUAAGGAUCUGUGGAUUCCAGGUAUAGACCACAACCAAAUGUUUAACAAGCCACUUUGAUUUAAACAAAACAGAGUGACAGAUAAAAUAUCUAAUUUUAUCUACUUCAUAUACCGAAUGGAUUCAAUUUUUUUUUUCUAGAGAUUGAUCAAUGUUCUGAAGUGCAAUAUUCUUUAAUAGUACAUGUCCUCUCUAUGAAUGCCAGUUCCUUUUAAAAUGCAAUUAAAACAGAUCCUUUUAUCAUAAACAUUAGGGUGUUUCAAGGUUUAAAUGUAGCAUGUAAUGAAACCAGCCUAAAUAUUGAACACUUGAGAGCUGCAUAAACCUGUUUUUGUCUUUUUUUUUUUUUAAUGGGUUGAUUUCAGUUAUUGUUAAUGAGGUCCUCAGGAAUUAAAUACUGAAUAGAUUUGUUGUUCUGGAAUUACUUGGUCACUGGAGAGAUUGAGAAUGUUUUUCUUCUAGACAUCUUGUGCACUGAAUGUUGUUUGAGCAACUGGUCAAACUUGUUUUUGAAAGAUGCACUGCUUCCAGGAUUCCCUCUGAAAAGUACAUGAAAAUUUUGAAGAUGUUUCUUUGCUGAAAAAAUACAAAUUAAAGGUUUUUAUUUUGAAAUAAA